Suillus paluster is the source of this 3318-nucleotide messenger RNA. RefSeq lists its product as uncharacterized. The record is from RefSeq and is a predicted model, not a curated record. The transcript is spliced from 8 exons. Lineage: Eukaryota; Fungi; Basidiomycota; Agaricomycetes; Boletales; Suillaceae. The coding region runs from base 1 to 3318 and encodes 1105 amino acids.
AUGGAUCAACUCCCGACCACCAUCAGUUCAGACCUCACCAUGGGCAAGUCAAAGGUGCAGGAGUGCACCACUCGAGGGACCGUCCACCUGGUGAAAUGGAGACCGAAGAAAACAACUCGAGGCUUCAAAGCUUGGUGGGUGCCAGACAAACGCACCAACACAAGCAAGUCAGCUUGGUCGUCCCAGACCAAGUCUCCCACCAAGCAGCCUUCGGAUGGGUUGAUGUAUAGGUUCUCCGACGACUUUGACGGAGGCUAUGAUGACCAGGGAGACAUCAAUCCCAUGCGAAUUCCACAGGGCCUAUGGAAGAACAAGAGAAAGAAAAAGACCAUGGCAAGUCAAAGUCCAUUCACCCUCACCAAUGGUCUGAACAAGUAUCUCCAGCAGUGGAAGGUGAUGGCAGAGGAUUAUCUAGAUAUGCUGAUUGAACGGGAGGGCCCGCCUCCUGACAGGGUGUGCUGUUUGUGCGAUGGGGAUGGAGUGCAGAAGUGCCACGACUGUCUUGCCGAGCCGAUGUUCUGCACCAAGUGCUGCUGGACGCAACACGCUCGGCUGCCUUUUCACCGGAUCAGUCAAUGGAAUGGAGAUUUCUUUGAGAGGACCGCACUGACAAAGUUAGGCGUGGAGAUUCAUCUCGGGCAUGGAGGACAAUCUUGCCCGCACCACUAUUGGGACUGGGAGGACACGGAUGAUGGGGGACAAUCUGCUGCAUCCUCCAUGGCAGGAACUCUGGGUGCAUGUGAUGCCGGUGAUGCUUUCGGUGAAGGCCCACCUGCAUCAGCCUACUAUGUAUUUUCCCAAGACGUCGACGACACAGGAGCAGGUGAUGUAUUCUUAGAGGAGGAGUAUCCCCCCUAUGCAAAAGACUCGCCGGUGGUAGGAAAAACACGGAUCACGGUGGUCGAUACAUCGGGCGUUCACACCAUGUGGGUUCGCUUCUGCCAAUGCGCUGACGCCCAAACCCCAGACAAGCAGCUGUUUGAAAUUGGACUGUUCCCGGCGUUGUUCACCCGCCCAAAAACUGCGUGCACCUUUGCUUUGCUGGAUGAUUUCAUCCUGGACAACCUGGAGUGCGGGACUUCGGCAAUGAACUAUUACAGUAAAUUGAGGCGCAUCACGUCUAGCAUGUUCCCGCAUUUAGUACCAGACCAAUACCGGGAGUUGAUGAGAGUGAGCAGACAAUGGCAGCAGCUGAAGCUUCUGAAAUGGAAUGGAUUCGGUCACGAUAGGAAGGACCCAAAAGAUGAGGAGCUGGCUUUUUUCUGCCCCGCAUGUCCUCAGCCCGGCAUCAAUGUGACCUUACCAACAGAAGAUGAUGACACAAUGCCUGAGUGGCUGUAUUCACGUUCAUUGGUGAUGGAUGGUAACUUUAAAGCUGAGCAUCUGCACCCAACACACCUGGAAGACGAAGUUUGGCUCACCGACGGGCAAAGCUUCAUGGUAGCCAGAGCCAGGUACCAGGCUCAUCUCGGGCUCACCAAGGAUUCGGCACAGAGGUCCGAAUGCAACAACCAUAGGGUGGUGAACCAGGCCAAUGCAUCUCGGCACAAGCUAGAAGCCACAGGAAUAGGAGGGUGCACAUGCGCCAGAUAUGGGUGCUUUGUGCCUAAUUCAAUGGUUGAUUUUCAAAAGGGCGAAAGGAGCAGACAGAUGAACAUGGACUACACCCUGUGCAAUGCCAUGAGUCACAACACGGAUGGACUUUGCCAGGCAUUGACAUUCUAUGACGUCAAUUGCCAGUACAACAAGCACCUCUGGCAGUGGGUGGACAAGAGCCUUCAUCUCAGCCUUCCUUCGGGAAUGGACAUUAUCCCGGGGAUAGGACUGUGGCACGUUCAUGGCCACCAAGACAAGUGCUAUGUUUGGUACGCAUCCAAUUUCAUCCCAGGGGCCGCCAGAAUAGAUGGGGAGAUCAUGGAAACACUGUGGGCGCCUCUGAACAUCAUAUCUCCUUCCGCCCGGGGAAUGUUGACCCCGCACCGACAGGAAUGCCUCAAUUAUCAAAUGAACAACUGCAACUACAUGAAGAUGAUUCAGAUGGGGCUGUUCUUGUCCCAGAAAUACAAAGAGGCCAAACGAGGGGUCGCCGAAAGCACUGAGGCAUUCAACGCAUUGAACAAUGCAGCAGAUCCGGAAAUGGUUGAGCGGUGGGAAGCGCAGGAGAGAGCGGCACAAGCCUCUCAGAUAGACGAUCCAUCAGCCCUGGACAUCUAUGAUGUGCAGUUGCAAAAGGGCAAGUCUCAUAAGGAGGUUGAGGUCGACUUACUGCAGACGUCCAUCCGUCACCCGGGAGAAAGACCACAGCUAGGAGCCACCACUUGGCUUGCAUCUGGGAUCACCAUCGAGGAAGCGCAGAUCGCUCUGGCGAUGGACAUCAGGAGGAUGGGAAGACACCCUACCGAGAAUCAGGUGCUGGAGAUAGGCCAUCACCGGAUCAGGCUGCAACACUCCGUUGACGAGUUUGUUGCAACAGCAGGGAGGUAUCUCGGAGAUGACUACGAUUCUGACCAUUGUAUUCCCAACAUGGAUGUCAAGUUCCUGCGAAAUGGCAGUGGAUCCAGCGAUGAAGACACCAAUGAUGAUGGAGCACCGGGAGUCCGUCACCCGACGGCUCUAUUCAGACCCAAAAUAGUGGUCAUCCCUCUCCCGUCCAACUUGGGAAUGGAGAGAUGCAGGGAAUUGGGCGUAGCGGGCCUGAUCAGACAAGAGAUCACCCUAAGGGAGGGACAGGCAAACAACAUGCUGCACGCCAUCAGAGUGCACCUGGCCGACAAGGCAGUUCUCUUUAGGACCACAGUCCGGCCGGCCGAGUCGCAAGCCAGGACCACCCGGGCUUGGGCCCAGGUCCACUCGGUGGAACGGGUGAUCGACCUCAACAGCAUGAUCUACAAGAAAUGCAGGGCCCAGCUCCAGAAUCUCAGGGCAGACCAGCUGUUGCAAAAAUAUUGGGAGUUGGAGAAAAGCCACCUCAAAGCCACCUCUGCCGUUGCAGAUCCCAAUGCCCGCAAUGUACAAGGGGAUUCGGUUAGUGAUGACUGGAUGAAUGAAUUUUACAGGGUGCAUUGGCUUCAGACCAAGGCUCUGCGCGAUCAUUGGGCAGAAGAGUUCAUCCUCAUGGGACAUGAGAUGUGUUGGACAAUCGAUUUCCUCAUGCACAGAUCCACAACAUGGCUCGGUCGAACAUACCAGAAUGGCGACCCCACUCGGGUGGGCAACAGGUGCUAUGCACUCAGACAGGCUCAGAUGUACAAACGAUUGGCUGAGGAUGCUCAUGCCCAGUUUGUUGAGGUCAACCCAACAUUCAGUCACGACCGGUGA